Molecule: messenger RNA, 2218 nt
Organism: Polyodon spathula (Mississippi paddlefish)
Lineage: Eukaryota; Metazoa; Chordata; Actinopteri; Acipenseriformes; Polyodontidae
Product: serine/arginine-rich splicing factor 9-like
Exons: 5
Coding region: 124-861 (245 amino acids)
Cellular component (GO): ribonucleoprotein complex; cytoplasm; nucleus
Molecular function (GO): mRNA binding
Source: RefSeq, a predicted model, not a curated record
GGGCGAAGGGAAGAGAAGGCGGCCAGGCUUGUAUUUCCUGCUCCGGGGGAAGCGAGAGCCUACCUAAGAAGAGGAUCGCUAAUAAACACACGAAACAGACACAGGGUAGGUCCCAGCUGAACCAUGGGGGAUGGGAGAAUCUACGUGGGGAACCUUCCAGCUGAUGUGCAGGAGCGUGACGUGGAGGAUCUCUUCUACAAGUAUGGGAAGAUCCGGGACAUUGAGCUGAAGAACAACAGGGGCACCAUCCCUUUCGCCUUCGUCCGAUUUGAGGACCCAAGGGACGCAGAGGAUGCAGUGCACGGCAGGAAUGGGUAUGGCUUUGGAGACUCAAAGCUGCGUGUGGAGUACCCACGUUCCUCAUCCUCUAAAUUCAAUGGCCCUAUGGCGGGAGGAGCUCCCCGGGGCAGGUUUGGACCCCCAUCUCGAAGAUCAGAGUUCCGGGUCAUAGUUACAGGUUUACCCCCCUCUGGGAGCUGGCAGGACCUGAAGGAUCACAUGAGGGAGGCUGGGGACGUGUGCUUUGCUGACGUGCAGCGUGAUGGGGAGGGUGUGGUGGAGUUCCUGCGCCGGGAGGAUAUGGAGUAUGCACUGCGCAGGCUGGACAGGACCGAGUUUCGAUCGCACCAGGGGGAGACGGCUUUUAUCAGAGUCCAUGGCGAGAGGAGUUCAAGCUGGGGCCGUUCCCGGUCCCGGUCUCGCUCCAGGUCUAGGGGUCGAUACUCCCCGUACCAGAGCCGGGGGUCUCCUCGAUACCAGUCCCCUCCGCCCAGGCGACGCUCUCUGUCCCGUCACAGUCCCCCCCCAGCCCGGCACCACUCCGCUCAGCGCAGCAGUCCCCCCCCACGCCACUACCGGUAAAGAGCAGAAGCAGGACGGCAGCAGCUGGAGGGGGGUUUUGUGUUUGUGGGAGGUUUUUUUUAUUUUUAUGGCUUUUUUUUUUUUUUUUUUUUUUUUUUUUUUUUUUUUUUCCUUUUUAAUUUUAUUUUUUGGGGGUGUGUCAGUAAUUUUACAUUCCACUGUCAGGAUUGUCACUCGGAGGCUCCAGUCGCUAUCCAGGAGCCAGAUAACUUUCCCCUUUGUUUGCUUCAAGGAGGUUGACUUGUGUGUCUAACAGAUUGCAUUGCUUUGACCUCUAUGGGUAUCCAGCGUUUUGGAAUGAGAUCCUUUUGACACUGCAGGUACUGUACCACUGCUUCUGAAAUGGACACAGGUAUGGUACACAGAACUCUUCCCCUCUUAGAAUCUGGCAUGGUCUCCUGGAUGGCAACUGUUGGUUCUGUCUCUAGACACUGAAGUGCUGUGUUAUAUUUUUUAGUUUUUUUUUUUUUUUUUUUCUUUUUAAAAAAAAAAAAAAAAAAAACAUUUAAUAUUUCGCAAGUUCUUUUAUUUGUACUAAAGAUACGUUUAGUGCGUGUAAGCAGCUUUUCAAUUUCCAAUAAACAGAGUACAGCGGUCUGUUUCGUAUCUGCACCACAGUAAGGGUGGAUAUGUAAAAAGUCAGAUAAAUGAAUCCUGUUUUAAAUACCAUUAUACAUAACUGUAACAAUUAAUAUAUUCACACAAUUGUUUUGAGAUUCAGCUAUUAUUAGGGAGCUCCCUUAAAUCCCUUCUUUAGAAAGGUACAGGCUAUUAAUGCUUGUGACGAGGCAGCCGUCUGCCGUGCGUGUGCGUGCAUUCACUGCUGAGUGACGGGCAGGAGAGCGAGACGGGGGUUGAAGUUGAUAAGCCCCCUGCUACCCCGCUGGAACACACCUACCUGCUGAUUAGAUUCCACACCUAGCAAUCGCACAGAACAGACAGGCUCUCCCAGGAGGGUCGGGUACUUCAUUAAUUCCAAUAAACACACUCUAUCGAAGGGCUGCUGCCCUACCGCCGUGUUGAAUACAUUUACAUUAGGGUUGGGUAAUUUACACAGCAGCAAAAUGCAAUGGUUUACGACAAGGAAAAAACAACCUGCUUUCUCUUGUAGUCAUGUUGCACUAGCGCUGCACACGUGCGUGACGUUGCUGAAGAGCGUGAUCACGGCUGAUGCAUGGUUAGGGUGGAUAUGGGAUGGGCAGAUACACGGAGCAUUACUGUACAAGUGAUGUGCUUUCUGAUAAAAUCUGUUUAGAUAAACAGCUAGGGUUGUGUGUGAAGCACUUUCAGUUUUUAGUUAUUUUUAAAGAUUCAUCACACAAGUUGGCAUUUAUCAAUUACUUUUUUUUUUUUUUUU